AUGUCCGAGUUUGAUAAAUACAGCACUCCACUUUCUUCUCGUUAUGCAUCUGAAGAGAUGUCAUCCAUCUUUUCCCUAAGAAACAGAUUCUCAACCUGGAGGAAGCUUUGGUUGAACUUGGCCAUCGCUGAAAAGGAAUUAGGCCUUUCUGUUAUCACUGAUAAAGCCAUUGAAGAAAUGAGCCAACAUCUCACUAUCACAGAUGAAGAAAUUGGCUUGGCUUCUAAACAGGAGGCAAUUGUCAGACACGAUGUUAUGGCCCAUGUGCACACUUUCGGUGAAACUUGUCCAAGUGCAGCUGGUAUCAUCCACCUGGGUGCUACCUCAUGUUUUGUCACAGAUAAUGCUGACUUGAUUUUCUUGAGAGAUGCUUACGAUAUCUUAAUUCCAAAAUUGGUCAACGUUAUUAACAGAUUAUCUCAAUUUGCAAUGGAAUACAAGGAUCUGCCAGUUUUGGGUUGGACUCACUUUCAACCUGCUCAAUUGACCACUUUAGGUAAGAGAGUGACUCUCUGGAUUCAAGAGCUAUUGUGGGAUUUGAGAAAUUUCGUUAGAGCUAGAAACGAUAUCGGUCUACGUGGUGUCAAGGGUACCACAGGUACACAAGCCUCGUUUUUGGCUUUGUUCCACGGUCAACACGAUAAAGUUGAGGCUCUCGACAAGAGAGUUACUGAGCUGCUAGGGUUUGACACCGUUUACCCUGUUACUGGCCAGACCUACUCAAGAAAGAUCGAUAUCGACGUCUUAGCACCAUUAUCAUCUUUUGCAGCUACUGCUCACAAAAUGGCAACUGAUAUCAGAUUACUGGCUAAUCUAAAGGAAAUUGAAGAGCCUUUUGAAAAGUCUCAAAUCGGUUCAUCAGCCAUGGCUUACAAAAGAAACCCAAUGCGUUGUGAACGUGUGUGUUCCCUAGCGAGACACUUAGGAUCCUUAUUCAGCGAUGCUGUCCAAACUGCGUCUGUUCAAUGGUUCGAAAGAACAUUGGAUGACUCUGCAAUCAGAAGAAUUUCAUUACCAAGUGCAUUCUUGACCGCUGACAUUUUAUUGUCUACUCUUCUAAAUAUUUCUUCGGGGCUGGUUGUUUACCCAAAGGUUAUUGAAAGAAGAAUCAAGAGUGAACUUCCAUUCAUGGCCACUGAAAACAUCAUCAUGGCCAUGGUGGAAAAAGGCGCUUCAAGACAAGAGGUACAUGAAGCCAUCAGAGUUCUUUCUCACCAAGCUGCAGCAGUCGUCAAGGAAGAAGGUGGCGACAAUGACUUGAUUGAACGUGUUAAGGGUGAUCGUUUCUUUGAGCCUAUCUGGUCAGAGCUUGACUCCUUGUUGGAACCUUCCACUUUCGUGGGCAGAGCUCCUGAGCAAGUUGACAAAUUUAUCAAUAAUGAUGUCAAAGAAGCCUUGGCUCCUUUCCAAGAGAAGAUUACUAAUGUCCAAGUCAAUUUGAAUGUCUAA
Lachancea fermentati is the source of this 1449-nucleotide messenger RNA. Lineage: Eukaryota; Fungi; Ascomycota; Saccharomycetes; Saccharomycetales; Saccharomycetaceae. The record is from the annotation of a GenBank genome assembly.